CAUGGCUAAGCUUUUGCGGUCACACCACUAGCAAAGCUCUCCGCAAAAAUUCGCAAUAAAAUUUCAAACAAAGAUGUCUUAGCCCUGCGGAGCAGCCCCAAAGCCACUUGAGUUGCAGCCAUCAGAGGAACCUCCGCUACCAAUUACUGAAAUAGAGACUCCAAGCCAGUGAAAUCAAGAACCAGUGACCCCAAGAUGGCCAUGUCCAAGGUGAUCCGAGUGCUGGAGAAAUCCAUAGCUCCCUCGCCGCACAGUGUGCUCCUGGAGCACCGGAACAAGAGCGACAGCAUCUUGUUCGAGUCGCACGCGGUGGCGCUGCUCACUCAGCAGGAGACGGACGUCAUUCGGAAGCAGUACACCAAGGUGUGCGACGCCUACGGCUGCCUGGGAGCUCUGCAGCUGAACGCCGGCGAGAGCACAGUGCUCUUCCUGGUCCUGGUUACCGGCUGCGUGUCCAUGGGCAAGAUCGGCGAGGUCGAGAUCUUCCGCAUCACCCAGACCACGUUCGUCUCACUGCAAAACGCCGCCCCGAACGAGGACAAAAUCAGCGAGGUGCGCAAGCUCCUGAACUCCGGGACGUUCUAUUUCGCCCACACCAACCCCAGUGCAUCGGGCGCGGCAUCCGGCGUUGCAAGCCCCCGGUUUGACAUAACGCUAUGUGCCCAGCGACGCCACCAGACAUCGGAGACGGACAAUCGCUUCUUCUGGAACCGAAUGAUGCACAUCCACUUGAUGCGUUUCGGGAUAGACUGCCAGUCCUGGCUGCUGCAGGCCAUGUGCGGCUCCGUGGAGGUGCGUACCGUCUACAUCGGCGCCAAACAGGCUCGGGCCGCCAUCAUUUCCCGGCUGAGCUGCGAACGGGCCGGCACGCGGUUCAAUGUGCGCGGUACCAACGACGAGGGCUAUGUGGCCAACUUCGUGGAGACGGAGCAGGUGAUUUAUGUGGACGGCGAAGUGACCAGCUAUGUGCAGACCCGCGGAUCAGUGCCGCUCUUUUGGGAACAGCCAGGCGUCCAGGUGGGCUCGCACAAGGUGAAGCUGUCGCGGGGAUUCGAGACCUCCGCCGCGGCUUUCGAUCGCCACAUGAGCAUGAUGAGACAGCGGUAUGGUUACCAGACGGUGGUGAACCUGCUGGGCAGCUCCCUGAUUGGAAGCAAGGAGGGCGAGGCCAUGCUGAGCAAUGAGUUCCAACGCCACCACGGCAUGUCGGCCCACAAGGACGUGCCGCAUGUGGUCUUCGACUACCACCAAGAGUGCCGGGGCGGCAACUUCUCGGCUCUGGCAAAGCUUAAGGAGCGUAUUGUGGCUUGCGGUGCCAACUACGGUGUCUUCCAUUCGGCAAACGGGCAGGUAUUGCGCGAGCAGUUUGGAGUGGUGCGCACCAACUGCCUCGACUGUCUGGACAGGACCAAUUGCGUCCAGACCUACCUCGGGCUGGACACUCUGGGCCUGCAGCUGGAGGCCAUGAAGAUGGGCGGCAAACAGCAGAACAUCUCGCGCUUCGAGGAGAUCUUCCGCCAGAUGUGGAUCAACAACGGCAACGAGGUGAGCAAGAUCUACGCCGGAACAGGAGCUAUUCAAGGCGGCUCAAAGCUGAUGGACGGAGCCAGAUCCGCAGCGAGAACCAUUCAAAAUAAUCUGCUGGACAACUCCAAGCAGGAAGCGAUUGACGUUCUGCUGGUGGGCUCCACACUCAGCUCCGAACUGGCCGACCGGGCACGCAUCCUGCUCCCCUCAAACAUGCUGCACGCGCCCACUACCGUCUUGCGAGAGCUGUGCCGACGCUACACGGAGUACGUGCGUCCCAGGAUGGCCCGGGUGGCCGUAGGUACUUAUAACGUGAACGGAGGCAAGCACUUCCGCAGCAUCGUGUUCAAGGACUCUCUGGCCGAUUGGCUCCUGGACUGCCAUGCCUUGGCCCGUUCCAAGGCCCUUGUAGAUGUCAACAAUCCGUCGGAGAACGCCGACCACCCCGUGGACAUCUAUGCGAUUGGCUUCGAGGAGAUAGUCGACCUGAAUGCCUCGAAUAUCAUGGCCGCAAGUACGGACAAUGCAAAGCAGUGGGCCGAGGAGCUGCAGAAGACGAUCUCGCGGGACAAUGACUAUGUCCUGCUCACCUACCAGCAGCUGGUGGGCGUCUGCCUCUACAUCUAUGUUCGUCCGGAGCAUGCCCCCCAUAUCCGGGACGUGGCCAUUGACUGUGUGAAGACUGGCCUCGGUGGCGCCACGGGAAACAAGGGUGCUUGUGCCAUACGGUUCGUCCUGCACGGAACUUCCAUGUGCUUCGUGUGCGCCCACUUCGCUGCCGGGCAGUCACAGGUGGCGGAGCGGAAUGCAGACUACGCUGAGAUAACCCGGAAGCUGGCGUUCCCGAUGGGUCGGACUUUGAAGUCCCACGACUGGGUCUUUUGGUGUGGAGACUUCAACUACCGGAUCGACAUGGACAAAGACGAGCUGAAGGAAUCCAUACGCGCGGGAGAUCUGACCACUGUUCUGGAGUCCGACCAGCUGCGCAAGGAACAGGAGGCGGGCAACGUCUUUGGCGAGUUCCUCGAGGGCGAGAUCGAAUUCGAUCCCACAUACAAGUACGAUCUGUUCAGCGACGACUAUGACACGUCGGAGAAGCAGCGUGCUCCGGCCUGGACGGACCGUGUGCUGUGGCGCCGGCGGAAGGCCCUGGCCGAGGGAGACUUUGCAGCCAGCGCAUGGAAUCCCGGGAAACUGAUUCACUACGGCCGAUCGGAGUUGAAGCAAAGCGAUCACAGGCCUGUCAUCGCAAUCAUCGAUGCGGAGAUCAUGGAGAUCGAUCAGCAACGGCGACGGGCAGUAUUUGAGCAGGUGAUCCGCGAUCUGGGACCACCGGACUCUACAAUUGUAGUCCACGUGAUGGAGUCAUCGGGCGGAGAAGAAGAUGGGCCCACGAUCUACGAUGAGAACGUCAUGUCGGCCCUCAUUGCCGAGCUGUCCAAGAUGGGUGAGGUCACCCUGGUGCGCUAUGUGGAGGACACCAUGUGGGUAACAUUCCGUGACGGAGAAUCAGCCCUCAACGCGGCGGCCAAGCGAAGCAUCCUGGUCUGCGGCUUGGAGCUGAUACUGGAGCUCAAGUCCAGCGACUGGCAGCAUCUGGUGGACAGUGAGAUCGAGCUCUGCACCACGAACACUAUUCCGCUGUGCGCCAAUCCCUCGGAGCAUGCUCAACUAUUGCAGGCCCUCACGCCGGAGGUGCCGCAGCGGCCCAAACAGCCCCCGACGCGUCCACCAGCUCGUCCCCCCAUGCCCAUGUCGCCAAAGAACUCGCCACGCCACUUGCCCCACGCCGGCGUCAUUAGUAUUGUGCCCAAGCCGGCGAAGCCACCGAUGCCGCCGCAGCCUCAAAUGCAGGCACCUCUCCAGCCCCAGCAAGCGGCACCGCCACGUCCGCCGGCAAUGGAAACUCCCGCACCCACGCCCACUCCCUCCUCAAAGUCGCAAUCUCCCACAGAGCCGGUGUCCGCCAGCUCGUCCGCCUCUUCUUCGGGCAAGGCUUCGCCCACUACUGCGGCUCCGCCAGGAGCUGUCCUAUCCGGGCCACCGACUCCUCCACGCCAACAGGCUACUCCUGUUUCGACGCCCACACGGCAGGUGGUGCCCCCGGCAGUCAAUGAUACCGCCUACGAGACGGCCAGCAACAUCUACGAGGAGAUCCAGGAGGACGUUCCUGCCCCCCGGCAUCCGCCUCCAGCUGGACCGCCGCCCGUGAUGGGGGGAGCGCCGCCCAUGGGUCCGCCGCCACCGCUACCAAACCGGCGAGGCCCGCCACCGAUACCAAAUAGAAGCGGCAAUGCUCCGCCGCUGCCAACGAGACCGGCCAACAACUGAGCACGCACAUGAGGCUCGCUAACUUGCACGCCGAUUGCAUUCCGAAUCGCUGUAUUUAAUGUUAAAUAUACUCGAAUAUAUUGGGCACUCGUGGAGGAAGGGUCCCUCCGCGGCAAUAUCUGCACUCUAGAUGGAAUCUAUGUUACUAUAGGGUAUUACCUGUUUCGUUUGUUUUGCGAGUUUAUAGUUGUAAUCAAAAUUGGAAAGUAAACUGAA
This is a messenger RNA of Drosophila bipectinata, 4074 nucleotides long. It is a transcript of the gene Synj, whose product is annotated as synaptojanin. Lineage: Eukaryota; Metazoa; Arthropoda; Insecta; Diptera; Drosophilidae. Gene Ontology annotation, biological process: phosphatidylinositol dephosphorylation; synaptic vesicle endocytosis. Gene Ontology annotation, molecular function: nucleic acid binding; phosphatidylinositol-4,5-bisphosphate 5-phosphatase activity. The record is from RefSeq and is a predicted model, not a curated record.